UGGAGCGAGUCUUUCGUCUACGUAAUCUCUCUCUCUCUCUCACUGCUUUUCCUUCUAAUAUAUGUACAUAUAACUAUCUAUCUCUGCUCUUCCGCUUCCUCUCCGUCUUCUUCUUCCUCUUCAAUUUCACAUUUCAAUUUCCUUCUCAAUUCAACACUAAAAAAGUUCACGAAAUGGAUACCUUCCUCUUCACCUCAGAAUCCGUAAACGAAGGCCACCCCGACAAGAUCUGUGACCAGGUUUCUGACGCCGUCCUCGAUGCUUGCCUGGAGCAAGACCCAGACAGCAAGGUUGCCUGCGAAACCUGUACAAAAACCAACAUGGUCAUGGUCUUUGGAGAGAUCACAACCAAGGCCAAGGUGAACUACGAGAAAAUAGUUCGCGACACUUGCCGAGGCAUUGGGUUCGUGUCUGCUGAUGUUGGUCUCGAUGCUGAUAAGUGCAACGUUCUUGUCAACAUUGAGCAACAGAGCCCUGACAUUGCCCAGGGAGUUCACGGUCACUUGUCCAAAAAGCCAGAGGAAAUUGGAGCCGGUGACCAGGGGCACAUGUUUGGCUAUGCCACCGACGAAACACCUGAAUUAAUGCCACUCACUCAUGUGCUUGCUACCAAACUUGGUGCCAAGCUCACGGAAGUGAGAAAGAACAAAACAUGCCCCUGGCUGAGACCUGAUGGUAAAACCCAAGUGACUGUUGAGUACAGGAAUGAUGGUGGGGCCAUGAUCCCUAUCCGUGUGCACACAGUCCUCAUCUCAACCCAACAUGAUGAAACAGUGAAAAAUGAGCAAAUUGCCAAGGAUUUGAAAGAGCAUGUGAUAAAGCCUGUGAUCCCAGCUGAAUACCUGGAUGACAAGACCAUCUUCCAUCUCAACCCUUCAGGUAGGUUUGUGAUUGGAGGACCCCAUGGAGACGCAGGCCUCACUGGGAGGAAGAUAAUCAUUGAUACCUAUGGUGGGUGGGGUGCUCAUGGUGGAGGUGCGUUCUCAGGCAAGGAUCCAACCAAGGUCGAUAGGAGCGGUGCAUACAUUGCUAGGCAAGCCGCAAAGAGUGUGGUAGCUUCAGGGCUUGCACGUCGUUGCCUUGUGCAGGUUUCCUACGCAAUCGGAGUGCCUGAGCCAUUAUCUGUGUUUGUUGAUAGCCAUAAAACAGGGAAGAUUCCUGACCGUGAUAUUCUGGCUUUGAUUAAGGAAAAUUUUGACUUUAGGCCUGGAAUGAUUUCAAUCAAUCUUGACCUCAUGAGAGGAGGCAAGUUCAGGUACCAGAAGACUGCUGCUUAUGGGCAUUUUGGACGAGAUGAUCCUGAUUUCACAUGGGAGACCGUGAAGAUGCUCAAGCCCAAAGCCUGAUUCAUUGGCCUUUUGGUGGUGUUUCUUAAAGUGCCAUCGUAAUCAUCUUUCUGAUUUUGUGUUAGGAAAACAAUAAAGAAGCUUCGGUAUGUAUUUUUCAGCUUGGAUGAGAAAUUAGGAGCAGAAACGUGCUGUCCUAACUGGAGGCGUUCGCACAAUUGGAGCAUGCAGCUUUAGCUAUCUAUACCACUUUUCAUCUUUGUUUAAAUUUCUCAUUGUUGCUUUGUUUUUCUCUCCCUGAUAUUGAUUGUUCUGCAACCAUUCUUGUGUGGGUGGGAUAAACUUAGAAUGCCAUUUAUUUGAUUCUUUUGUCACUUUUGUUUUAUCAUAUUGUUCAUAAUCGCAAAGACUUAGCUAUUUUCUAAUUUCUACUAA
Molecule: messenger RNA, 1721 nt
Organism: Vigna unguiculata (cowpea)
Lineage: Eukaryota; Viridiplantae; Streptophyta; Magnoliopsida; Fabales; Fabaceae
Gene: MAT3
Product: methionine adenosyltransferase 3
Biological process (GO): S-adenosylmethionine biosynthetic process
Molecular function (GO): methionine adenosyltransferase activity; ATP binding
Source: RefSeq, a predicted model, not a curated record